GAAGCGAAUGGAUGGAUGGAUGGAAUGAUAGGAGCCAAAAAACUCUGUGAUCCAGACUUCUUCCAGAGAGUGUGUACAUCCAUUUCUGUAAGAUCCAGAGAGGAAGCCCAGCAGCUGGAGUCUCUGCUGCAGCUCCUGGGCUUCCAGCUGCUGUUAACAGGAGAGUUACACAGGAAAAGCUGCUGGUCUGUGGGGAGAGUUCUCAGACUGUGUGGCUCUAAAGUGGAUCUCAUCCUCACACCCAGCAAGAUGUCUGCCAGAGGAGCCGCUCUCCUCUUUAGACACACAACACAACUACACAGUCUGAGGCUUUCCAUCGACAUGUCCUUGCUCAUGUUUCAGUGGGUAAGAAGAGGCAGAGUGGUCUGUCCACUGGCUGUGGAAGAGCUUUCUCUUGUGCCUAAGAAAGCUCGACCAUCACAGAGAGUGAUGUUGAGGGCUGUCAGUAGUUUGGCUUCCCUGCUGAGAUACUGGACAGUCGGACAGUUAGACCUGACUGAGACCUGCAUCCCUGCUCAGGGUCUGAUUACACUGCUGCUCCAUGAUGGUCCUCUAACAGUCAAACUGAGUGAAGAGAGCUUCCAGCAGCUUCUGUGUCUCCUCCAUGAAAUCCAGGACAAGGACUUGACGUUGUCCUUCUUCAGUAAGGUUGGUGGAGACCUGACCUCCUGCUGUCUGAACUGGGAGCUUCUUCACUAUCUGCUGCAGCAGGCGUCAGCUCAGACCAUCACUGUGAACCUGAGGAAGAACCUCUUCUUACAGGAGGAAACCACACGUCUGCUUCCCUUUCUGGACAGGAUUGUGUUUAAAAGGCCCAGUCCCAGCUUUGUGAUGAGCUCCAUCAGAGAGCUCUACAGAGCUCAUGACAGUCACGCUGUACCCAGUUUACUGAGGUCACUUGGUCAUGUGAUCAACCUGAGCAGCAGAGAGCUGGACUCAGUGGACUGUGCUGCUCUGAUCUUCAUCCUCAAACACGGAGACAGAGUCAAACUGAACCUCCUGUGGACCUCCAUACCAGCAGAGGGAGCAGAGUCCAUCCUCUUCAUGCUGGACAACGUUUCUCAUCUCAGUGUUGACAGGAAUCAGCUGCUCAGGUUCAUCCACUGCUGUGCUGCCUGUGACGUCCAGCAGGAGGCAGCGUCAGGCCUGCUGAGGACUCUGCAGCACAGCUUGGAUCUGUCCUGCUCCUCCUGUGUGGAGCUACCAGAGGAGGAUCAGCCUGAGCCUCUGAGUCUGACUGCUGAUGACUGCAGGGCCGUCUCCACCAUCCUGACACACAGCAGCCAGGACACACAGCUCGACCUGCGAGACUGUGAGGUGGAGGACAGCGUGCUGGACCUGCUGUUUCCUGUCCUCCACAGGGUCCGCCUCAGAGUCAGUAAAACUGUCCUCCUGCAGCUGCUGUCUCUGGUUCCUGUGAACAGUGAGAGGGACACAGUGAGGCGGGCGGUGUCCCUGUGUAGAGCCCUGGGUGGAGAGCUGGAUCUCAGUCACAGCACGCUGGAUCAGAGGGUCUGUGGGUCUUUGGUCCAGAUGCUGGACUCGUGUGAAGGGCUGACAGAGCUGGACCUCAGUCACUGUCAGCUCACUGACCAGCUGCUGCUCCCUCUCAUCACACAUCUGCACAAAGUCCAAGUCCUGGAUCUGAGUCACAAUCAGAUCACUGAUGCUUCGACUGAUGUGUUACUGCAGCUGCUCUCCAUCAACCCCUCCAUCGACUGUGUGCGACUCUACAGCAACAACAUCGUGCACAGAGCAGCCUUCAAGGAACACAAGCAGUUUGAGAUAUGUCUGAGUCACAAUCAGAUCACUGAUGCUUCGACUGAUGUGUUACUGCAGCUGCUCUCCAUCAACCCCUCCAUCGACUGUGUGCGAUCAGAGGAGGAGCAAACAAAGGAACUUGAAGUGGAGAUGCUGGAAAUCCAGGCGGCAGCUUCAUCAAUAGAUGACUCUGAGGUCAAACCGGGUCCAACUACACCAGACAUAAAUCCCAAAGAUGUGAAGAAGCUUCCAUCCAGCUUCAUACCUGAAGUAAAAAAUGAAUGUGCACAAAUCUCCUACAGGUUCAAGUGUCCUGGUUCAGGUUUGUUCCACUGUAUUCUGACUGGACUGGUGUUUGAUAUGACUCGAGAGGCAGAGCUCCUGUACAAAAUCAUCCAGUGGGAUGAGAGCGUCCUCCAACCAGCUGGAAAGAUGGCUGCAGGGCCACUGUUCGACAUCAAAUGUUGUGAGGAUGCUGUCCGUCAGCUACACUUCCCACACUGUGUAAAAACACAGGAAGCUCUGCUCUCUGAUGGCCUCCUGUCUGUUGCCCACUUCACUGAUGAUGCAAUGAGCUUCAUCAAACCACUAAAGAUCACAGAUACUCAUGUGAUUGUCGAUAACCCCCACCUCUCUGCCUUUGGCCUUGUCCUGGAUUUCCUGAUGGGCAUUUGGAACAAGCAAGUUAAGGGGCAAGUUUUAUUGUUCCUCAGUCCACCAAACCAUGCAAAACAGACUCAAAACAUCAAUGUGCUUCUUCUGCCAAGAAACAUCCCCAUGACUGAGGUAAGCAAGCAUCAUCAACCUUCCCACUUCAUCCUGGUGCCUUCUGCGUGUAACCUCAUCAAAAAUACGACCUACACCGUUCACUGUCUCGUGGCCAAUAAAAUCCAACCCAAA
Haplochromis burtoni (Burton's mouthbrooder) is the source of this 2661-nucleotide messenger RNA. RefSeq lists its product as uncharacterized. NCBI's taxonomy places the organism in Eukaryota, Metazoa, Chordata, Actinopteri, Cichliformes, Cichlidae. The record is from RefSeq and is a predicted model, not a curated record. Gene Ontology annotation, molecular function: protein binding.